GAUUUCCUUGCUGAUCACUUGCAAGUUGUCCCCACGGAUAAGUGCUGCUACUCGACACCGCGAUCCACGUAACGCAAUUUGCUCAUGCAUGCAUGACACGUGCCUUUUCCACAUUCAGCAGGUUCCUCUUCUUAAACCCUCCCCUUCCACUUCAAUUCAACUCAAACAUCUUCUUCUAGAAAGAGACAGAGAGAGAUGGAGACGUGGAAGCAAGGAAGCGGUCGACUUCCGGCGAUCUUCUUCUGCCUUUUAAUCGCCGUGGCGGUAACGGCAGAUCGCGGAGUAUGGGAGGUGCCAGGUGAUGAAGGCGGCAGUCAUGAGUGGGCACCAUUUUUGAUGAAGAAAUCGGAGGUGGUGGUGAAGACGGAGGGCGGCGAGAUCAGGGUGUUCAGAGGCCACCCAUGGAACGGCCAUCCGCCCCGCAUGCACAUUGGCUUCGUCACCAUGGAGCCCAACACACUAAUGAUUCCACAUUACUUAGAUGCCGACCUUAUCCUCUUCCUUCUAAGAGGGGAGGCAAAGAUCGGUUGGAUUCACAAGGACGAUUUUGUUGAUCGCCAAUUAAAACCUGGAGACGUUCUCCGAAUUCCGGCGGGCUCCGCCUUCUACGUCGUCAACACCGGCAAGGAACACCGACUCCAAAUCGUCGCAAGCAUCGAACCCAUCGGCACUGAUCUCAUCCCUGACUUGUUUACACCUUUCUACAUUGGCGGCGGGGAGUAUCCUCUUUCCGUCUUAGCAGGAUUCGAUAUAAGAACAUUAGCCGCAGCGUUCCAUGCUACACCAGAGGAGGUAGGAGUGCUGACAUUAGGCCGCACCGCCGGGCCGAUCAUAUUCAUCCAUGGAAAUGAAGCCGACUACCUCCAGCAGCUCAACGGCGCCGUGAAGUCGGCGAUGGAAACGAUGAAAAAGACUAGACGAUUAGCGCAGGAUGUUAACGGGAAGAUAGAAAUGGAAGCAAAAGAAGAAAAGAAGAAAGGAGCGUGUACCUUGACAAGCAUCUUAAGCCCAAUCUUCUCCGGAGAACCAUCAACAGAAAUGAACGAGGCCCGGCGCCCCGUUGGCGAUCCAGUAAAAGCACCGGAUGCAUACAAUAUCUACGAUCGUGACCCUGAUUUCAGAAACGACUAUGGUUGGAGCAUCGAGGUCAACGAACACGACUACCUGCCGCUCAAGCAAUCGGACAUUAGCGUCUUCCUCGUCAAUCUCAGCGCGGGAUCGAUGAUGGCACCGCACGUGAAUCCUCGGGCGACGGAAUACGGGGUGGUGGUUUCCGGGGCGGGGACGGUGGAAGUGGUUUAUCCUAACGGGACGGGGGCGAUGAAGGCGAAGGUGAAGGAAGGGGAUGUGUUCUGGGUGCCGCGGUUUUUCCCAUUCUCUCAGGUGGCGGCGAGCCAUGGACCAAUGGAGAUCCUAGGGUUUACGACGUCGGCGAGGAGGAAUAGGCCGCAGUUUCUGGUGGGGAAGAAUUCGAUAUUGAGGCUGAUGAUGGGGAAGGAGCUGGCGGCGGGAUUUGGAGUGAGGGAGGAGGAGUUGAGGCAGGUGGUGAUGAAGCAGAACAACACCGUGAUACUGCCGAGCUGGGAGGAGAACGAGGAAUGAAGCGUCGGGGCGGGAAAAGAGUGAGCCGUGAGGCCGUGCU
Dendrobium catenatum is the source of this 1642-nucleotide messenger RNA. RefSeq names its product vicilin-like seed storage protein At2g28490. NCBI's taxonomy places the organism in Eukaryota, Viridiplantae, Streptophyta, Magnoliopsida, Asparagales, Orchidaceae. The record is from RefSeq and is a predicted model, not a curated record. The transcript is spliced from 4 exons. Bases 196 to 1602 code for a protein of 468 amino acids.